CGGUACUUGUAACAAUUUGAUAUCUUUUACUCAAGUUAUUAACUCUGAUUUAGCGUAUAGUAUCAUUGUAGCAGUAUCUCUAUCUUCUUUUUUAUCACUUACAAUCCUCUAGACUGGCACUGAUUCAGCUAGUAUAAUCAAUCAUCGAAUUUAGAAUAAAUACAAAUCGUGUAUGUUUGCUCAGAAAACAUUUAAAUGUGAGUAAAAAAAUCGAUAGUUUCAUCAGAAAUUAUUGAUUUCAAAAACAUACAAUUUAUAGCGGUCUCCCGACUACUCUUGUAUGCAACCAAUUGCUUUAUCAAUAUUUGGUUAUACAAUUUUAAACUUAAUAAUAUUUAUAUUAUAAUAACAUUUCACUUAUUUAAAGCUUUUCAAAACUUAUACUUUUUUGCUAAAUAUUUUUAUUUAAUUUUUAAUUGUGUUUUGCUUGCAUAAAAAAUUUUAGCAGCAGUCAAGGGUUUUCUUUUUGUAAAAAGAAAUACUCUUGUAAUGCAUUCUUGGAAUCAUUUCAUACAAUUGUUAUUUAUCAAACCUACAACCUACCUUCGAGUAUAUAUUGAUAAACUUAAAACAAAUAUUCGUAAAGAAAUUGCUGCAUCGUAGUUGAAGAAAUCAUUGCAAUCAUCAUGUUGCAAGAUCUCGUGAGUGACUCAAGAGAGAGGGAUUGCAAAAGUGCAUGCACUCAGGAGAGUCAUUUGAAGAAUGUUAUUUUCGAGACAUAGAUAACGGUUAUCAAGCGACGCGACAGCGUUAUAACGUCGAGUACAUAAAAAAAGGGUAAAGUAAUUUACAAAUGGCAUAUUAUAUUUUUAUAGUUUGACGUAAUUAAUUGAAUGAAGUUUCUAAGUUUUUAGUUUAUCCUUUUAAACUUUUUCGGUUCUUUGGCACAUCGUGUACCGUUUUAUUUCGAAUAUAACGAAUGUACACUACCUAUGUUUAGCCACAAAGAUCGGUCAUGAUGUAUCAUUUUAUCCUUGUUAUUUACUGAAUGUUAAAUAAUAAAAUGAUAUACGUUAUGCGCAUCAUGUAUAAAACAGAAUGCACCCAUAGACUACGUUCGAGCGCGUUAUCUGCUGUUGUGUCACUAUAUCUUUAUCGUUCGUUGACGUAAAACAAGGGGUGCAUGUUCCGUUUUACAUAUGAAGCUCAUGCAUCAUUUAUCUUUGUUUUUAACAUUCGGUGAACAACAAUAAUAAAUAUGAUGCAACAUAUGCGUCAUGCAUGAAACGUAAUACAUCCAAGGAUAUAAGUGGGUAGUCUUAUGGGUCUGCGGGUUGUGGUUGCAAUAGCACUAUCGAGGCAAUAAUAAGGCUGCGUGCGUCGGAGCUUUAUUAAUUAUUGCCUUCCACGCCGGUAUCCAAGAUGGCCGCAACGAAGAAGCAGAAGAAUUAACGUUCGAUUCGAUUUAAAAUAAUAUCCUUCGUGCCUUCAUAUUGUUUAUUCGCGAGUGACAAAUCUUAAUAAUUUGUUGUUCUUUCUGAGCAAGUCAAAUACUUUCUGUGACACAAGAGGCAAGAAAAAACAAUUCGCUCUGCCAAGGACGAGAAUGAAAGAAGCCUCCUUCUAAAAUCGUGCAAAUCCAAUCCAAGUGACACGUGUGGAUAUCAAGUGGAUCUGUGACGUCCGUUCGCUACUCUUAAUACUCCGUAUCAACAAUCAUGCUGGUAGAACAUCGGCAGAACGUCCCGAAGGUCCUGGACGGCGGCUUCUCCGGGCAACUGUCGCGGCACGUGAGCACGAAGAUCGACAACGAUCCGCUGUGGACGGCGCGGUUCCUCCAGACUAACGCCGCCGCCGUAUACGACACGCACAUGGACUUCCUGCGCGCCGGUGCCGACAUCAUCGAGACUAACACCUACCAAGCGUCCGUGCCCGGUAUGAUGAAGUAUCUGAAUGUAAGCGAACGCGAGAGCUUGGACUUGUUCGACAAGUCCGUACGCCUGGCGAGGGGAGCCGUGGACGACCACGUCCGGGAGAAGCGCAUCCCCGUCGAGUCGAGACCCAUGGUCGCCGGAUCGUGCGGUCCUUACGGCGCUUACCUGCACGACGCGUCCGAAUACACCGGUUUCUACGGGAAGAGCAUGUCCCGGCGAGAGCUGAUCGACUGGCACAGACCGCGCGUCAAGGCGCUGCUGGACGCCGGUGUCGAUCUGCUGGCCUUCGAGACCAUACCCUGCGUCGAGGAAGCGGAGGCCUUUCUGGAGCUGCUGAAGGAGUACCCGCACGCCCGUGCCUGGCUCUCGUUUUCGUGCCGGGACAAUCAGUCGAUAUCGGACGGCGGCGUGUUUCAGAGCACGGCCGUGCGCUGCUACCGCGCCUUGCCGUCGCAGAUCGUCGCGGUCGGCGUGAACUGCAUCGACCCGAAGCACGUGACUCCUCUGUUGAAGGGUAUCAACGUCGAGGGCGCGUCGUCGGGGCAGGAUUUCAUUCCCCUGGUGGUGUAUCCCAACAGAGGUGGCAGCUUGUCUGCGAGCGGCGAGUGGAUCGCGGUCCAGGAUGAUCAUUCCCUGAAUCUGCCCAUAUCGGAAUGGUUGAACCUGGGGGUUCGUUAUAUCGGCGGCUGCUGCAAGAUCUUCGCGGAGGACAUUGAGCUGAUUCGAGCAGAAGUAAAUCGGCAUAUCACGCCAGAGAUUCUGGGAAAAUAAUUCUACUUACGGCGUCUAUAAAUGCCAGCGAUCUGCGAAAAUUUUACAGAUAUCAACACUUAUGCGCUGUGAUUAAAAUUAUUAAAGAUAAACUACUAAUUUUUAUUUUUUAUCUUGUCAAUUAAUUGUUCAAGAUAAAUACUUUUAUUGCUGAAGGAGUACUCGCAUGCCCGUGCCUAGCUCUCGUUUUCGUGCCAAGACGAUCAGUUUAAAUGAUUUGAACAAAAUGAUUUGAGGAGUGAUUACUGCAAUAUAUACGACCUAUAGAUAACGACACAUUUGUCAGUAAUUGUUCAUAAAAUUGCGCAAGUUAAUAUUGUUCGAGAUCAGUAUAUUAUUUUUUGAAAGAUUUAUUAAUUUUUAUAUUAGAAUUUUCACAACGUAUUUCUAUUAAAUGAUAAAAAGCAAUAAAAAAAAUAAAAUAUUUUUAUGUCGUG
Wasmannia auropunctata (little fire ant) is the source of this 3082-nucleotide messenger RNA. Its product is annotated as homocysteine S-methyltransferase 1-like. The record is from RefSeq and is a predicted model, not a curated record. The coding region runs from base 1659 to 2645 and encodes 328 amino acids. NCBI's taxonomy places the organism in Eukaryota, Metazoa, Arthropoda, Insecta, Hymenoptera, Formicidae. The transcript has 2 exons. Gene Ontology annotation, biological process: S-methylmethionine cycle. Gene Ontology annotation, molecular function: S-adenosylmethionine-homocysteine S-methyltransferase activity; zinc ion binding.